Molecule: messenger RNA, 1320 nt
Organism: Mangifera indica (mango)
Lineage: Eukaryota; Viridiplantae; Streptophyta; Magnoliopsida; Sapindales; Anacardiaceae
Product: serine/threonine-protein phosphatase PP1 isozyme 1-like
Exons: 4
Coding region: 18-1115 (365 amino acids)
Cellular component (GO): nucleus; cytoplasm
Molecular function (GO): protein serine/threonine phosphatase activity
Source: RefSeq, a predicted model, not a curated record
CUUCAUCCCUGAAGAAAAUGGAGACUGGACUUAUUGAUAAUAUAAUCAAUCGAUUAUUAGAAUUUCGAGGACCGGGAAAAGGCAUUCCAUUAUUGGAGUUUGAGAUCCGCCAACUGUGUUCAGUUUCUAGUGAGAUUUUCCUGGAACAGCCCACUUUGUUAGAGCUUAAACCACCCAUCAAGAUUUGUGGUGACGUCCAUGGUCAAUUUUCUGAUCUGUUAAGGCUGUUCGAGAAUGGUGGUUAUCCUCCAAGUGCAAACUACCUAUUUCUAGGAGAUUAUGUGGACAGAGGCCAGCAAGGUAUUGAGACGAUGUGUCUUCUCCUUGCCUACAAGAUAAAAUAUCCUGACAAAUUCUUCCUCUUGAGAGGAAACCACGAAUGUCCUUCUAUAAACAUCAGGUAUGGCUUUUAUGAAGAGUGCACGACAAGAUUCGAUGCUAAGCUGUGGUGGAAAUUCAUAGAAUGUUUCAGCCGUCUACCAGUGGCAGCAAUAGUUGGUGAAAAGAUUUUCUGUGUGCACGGGGGCAUUUCUCCAGAGCUACAAAAUUUGGAUCAAAUCAGAAAAAUACAACGUCCUGUUCAUGAACCGAUAUCAAGUUUACUCAUUGAUCUUCUCUGGUCAGAUCCCAGUGAAGAUAUUCAAGGUUGGAAGACGAAUGAAUUGAGGCAGACUUCGUUUAUUUUCGGUGCUGACAAAGUGACAGAGUUUCUGCAGAAACAUGAUCUGGAUCUCAUUUGUCGUGCUCACAGUGCUGUGGAAGAUGGAUAUCAGAUCAUUGCUGACCGGCAGCUGAUAACUAUAUUUUCGGCACCUGGGUAUCGAGGGAGGAAUAAUUCUGGUGCAAUGUUUAGUGUCGAUCCUAAUUUAGUGUGCACCAUUCAAAUGCUAGAGCCUUCUGGUUCAGGAAGCACAACCACAAACAAGCUCACAAGAUUCCCGGGAGAACAGGGAGAGUCAUCCUUGGUUUAUUAUCAAUCUCCGGGUGAUCUAGAAGGCCAAGAAAUCGGAGAACUUAAGGUUGAGUUUGGAGAAACAGAGGUAGAGGCUGAUAAUUUGGCAAUAGGAUUAGAGUUGCUGGAAUGGGAAUGUUCAAGGAAAUAUUACUUUGAUUGACAGAAGAUACUUAGAAUUUCGUUUGUAAUUUCAAAGGCUUGCAGGCCAUAACAUUCCAUUAAUGAAUUGCCAUGCUUUUAAUUUUACGGAUUACUUAAGGAUAUAAAAUCCAUUAGUGUUACUGGAUCAAAAUCGUAUUGGCUGUAGCCUGCAUCUGUAUUUGGACUCUCAACUUGGGUGAUAUAGAAUGAGAUUUGAUUAUCAA